AUGCCCUCCACUGUUAACGCACCACCCAAGACGAUGCAGUUUCAGAGCUUAACGCAUGCUUUUUUCGGUGUGCGCCAGGGCGUAAACGCGGUGGUCAGACAAGCCUUCGCGCAAGCAGUUGCUGCGGCCUUUCCCACAGUCCAACAUAGGCCUAUCGUUGCCACCUCCAAGUUUGGCGAUUUCCAAUGCAAUAGUGCACCUUCGCUCUUCAAGACACACAAGGCGACCCUUGGCCUCAAGUCCCCUAAGGAGGUUGCAGAAAAGAUAAAGGAGAACCUUCAUACCGACAUCUUCGAAAAAGUCGAGACUUCACCGCAAGGAUUCAUAACCGUCAAUUUUUCUUCUGCAUGGAUCGAGAAGCGUCUGAAGGAAGUUCUCUCAGCCCCUAUAAAGGUGGAGGCCGAUAAAAGGUUAAAGGUCUUGGUCGACUUUUCAUCUCCAAAUGUAGCGAAAGAGAUGCAUGUUGGACACCUGAGGUCCACCAUCAUUGGGGAGUCUCUAUCCCGCCUGUUGGAAUUUGUUGGCCAUGAGGUUGAUAGAGUAAAUCACAUCGGAGAUUGGGGAACGCAAUUCGGGAUGCUUAUCCAGUACAUCAUGCAGGAGCACCCCGAUUGUGCGACAAACACACCAGCCAUCGGAGAUCUGCAGGUCCUAUAUAGAGCGUCGAAAGAAAGAUUUGAUCGAGACGAGGAAUUCAAGGCCAAAGCGAGGGAGGCAGUUGUGGCCUUGCAGAGCGGAGACCCCACAGCUCUCCAGUUGUGGAAGGCCAUAUGUGACGUGAGCCGCAAGGAGUUUGAAAAGGUGUACAGCCGGCUGGGAGUCAAACUGAGAGAGAUGGGAGAGUCGGCGUAUAACGAGAUGCUGCCCUCGGUCUUUGAGGAGCUAAGGAAAAAGGAAUUGCUGAAGGAGAGCGCGGGAGCGCAAUGCUUGUUUACGUCAAUCAACAAUGUGCCGCUAAUGGCAGUGAAGAGCGAUGGGGGCUACGGCUACGACUCGACGGACCUUGCGUCCAUUCGACACAGGCUCGUGGAGUGUCGCAACGACUGGGUGAUCUACAUUACUGACAUGGGCCAAGAAGAGCACUUCUUGAAGCUUUUUGAGGCCGCUAGGAUGGCAGGUUGGCAUACCCCUGGUCAGACUAGAUGCUCGCACGCAGGCUUUGGCGUGGUGCAAGGCUCCGACGGGAAGAAGUUUAAGACCCGCAGCGGAGAGGUGGUCAGACUUGUCGAUCUCUUGGAUCAAGCUGUGAGCCGAGCGAAGGAGGAACUGGACAGGCGCGCACUCGAGGAAGGAGAAGAAGCGGCAGCGUCCUCCAUUGGUGUCAACGAGCGCGCGGAAGUGAUGGGGUAUUCGGCCGUGAAGUACUUUGACCUGAAGCAGAACCGCACGACCGAUUAUCAGUUCUCAUUUGACAAGAUGCUAGAUCCUAGAGGCAAUACGGCUGUAUAUCUGUUGUAUGCCUACGCCCGCAUUUGUUCCAUCUUCAGAAAAGCCGGGAUGGAUCCCAAGACGCUAGAGCCAAGCUGCCUGCGAAUCGGCGAGCCGUGUGAGAGGCAGCUGGCCUUCCUCCUGCUGCAGCUUCCGGAUGUCCUUUAUGGAAUCCUUGACGACCUCAUGCUCCACAGGUUGGCAGAAUUCACAUAUAGGGUGACCUGCCUCUUUUCGGACUUUUACAUGAACUGCAAGGUGCUGGAUCAGGAUGAAGAGACACGCAGCAGCCGCCUUCUUCUCUGUGAAGCUACGCGAAAGGUCAUGUGUGUUGCCUUUCAUAUUCUUGGGAUAAUUCCGCUAGAAAGAAUCUAG
Messenger RNA from Cyclospora cayetanensis, 1803 nucleotides. RefSeq names its product arginine--tRNA ligase, cytoplasmic. The transcript has 15 exons. Lineage: Eukaryota; Apicomplexa; Conoidasida; Eucoccidiorida; Eimeriidae. Gene Ontology annotation, molecular function: arginine-tRNA ligase activity; ATP binding. The record is from RefSeq and is a predicted model, not a curated record. Gene Ontology annotation, cellular component: cytoplasm. Gene Ontology annotation, biological process: arginyl-tRNA aminoacylation. Bases 1 to 1803 code for a protein of 600 amino acids.